GUGUCAACGGAGUGAACGUUAGAAGCUCCGGUGAAACCCGGUGUUACCCGGUGGUGCUGCCUUUACCGGACCUUUUACUGGUCUACAAUGUCAAAACCGAAGUUUCAGUUAGAGUGGGAGGAAAUCGACGCGGAAUACCAACAGCUGCAGGAAAGUCACAAAAUAUACAGACAAAAACUGGAGGAGCUGACCAACCUUCAGGCCACAUGCAGCAACGCCAUCAGCAAACAGAGGAAAUGUCUAAAAGAUUUAGGAUAUAGCUUGAACAAGUGUGCAAAGACAUGUGACGCUAAAGACCUGAAGCUAAUAACAGACAUCCAAACACAAGUCAAAGACAAAGAAAAUGUCUUCUUUGAUAUGGAAGCAUAUUUACCAAAGAAAAACGGUCUGUAUCUGAAUUUGGUUCUGGGUAACGUCAACGUAACGCUUCUCAGCAACCAGGCAAAAUUUGCAUACAAAGAUGAAUAUGAGAAGUUUAAACUUUAUAUGACAAUAAUCCUGAUGUUUGGAGCCAUUACCUGCCUCUUCUUUUUAAAUUGCCGGGUCACUGAUGAAAUCUUCAAUUUUUUGUUGGUGUGGUACUACUGCACAUUGACCAUAAGGGAAAGCAUCCUGAUGAGCAAUGGCUCCAGGAUUAAAGGCUGGUGGGUUUCUCACCAUUAUGUCUCCACCUUCCUUUCAGGUGUCAUGCUUACCUGGCCAGAGGGACCCAUGUAUCAGAAGUUCAGGAGCCAGUUUCUUGCUUUUUCCAUCUAUCAGAGCUUUGUUCAGUUCCUCCAGUAUUAUUAUCAGAGCGGCUGCUUAUACCGUCUCAGAGCCUUGGGAGAGCGGAACCAGCUGGACCUCACUGUGGAGGGGUUUCAGUCCUGGAUGUGGAGAGGACUCACUUUUCUUUUGCCAUUCCUCUUUUUUGGCCACUUCUGGCAGCUCUACAACUCUGUGACCUUAUUCCACUUGGCAGGACAUGAGGACUGUAAGGAGUGGCAGGUCUUUAUGCUGGCGCUGACAUUUCUCGUCUUGUUCCUGGGAAAUUUUCUCACCACGUUAAAGGUCGUACACCAAAAAAUCCAGAAAAACAAGGAAAAAGUGCAGAAGACUGACUGAGACGCACCUUUAAUAAAGGCCAGUAACUUUGCUGAACACAGUAGUUUGAUGGACUGACAUGUGAUCAGGCCAAGACAUUAAAGUGAACCCACUGCAGAGCACGGCGGCGGUGGUGACGGCGGUGUCCUUCCAAACACACCUUCGCUUCCUCAUGAUACUGAUGUUGGAAAUCAGCUCAAAGUGGCGUCUGCCUGAUACAUGAACAGUUUGAUGUUUUACUGUGUACAUAAAGAGUGGGAAGGAUGUUGUAAUCGGUGUCAGUGCAUGGAUCAGUCCGAGAACCUCUGUUCGAAUCAUAUGCAACUAAAAGACUGAAGGUCGUGUUGUUUCAGAACAGUUUGCCUUCGACGACCCAAGUCUGUCACAUACAUACUUCAUACUUCUGUGAAGUAGGAAAUUUACCACUGUCUCUGGCUCCAACAAAACUGAUUGAAUAUUCACUUCUGAAUUAGAUUCAUUUUGUUUCUGUGUAGUUGUUUCUCCAUUGCUGUUUCUUACUUAACCAGUGUGUUUACUAGACUUUUGUUCUUGCGAAUGACAAAUGUAGGUCAGUAACUUUGAAAUACAUAAAGUAGAUGAUACUUGAAUGCCCAGUACUUGGGAUUUCAGAGCUCUGCUGCAGGUGCAGUUCUGCUUUCAUGAUAAAAACUCAAAUUAUUGGGACAAUAAAAGCGUUUGUUGGUGCAGGUGACGGUUAAAGCCAAAACUACAAAGAAAUGCUGUAGUCUGACCUUAAUCCACUGGGUUAACGUGUAAACUUGAACUAUCUCUAAGGGUUAAAGGGUGUUUGCUUCAUAGCUGUUAGACUUUUAUGUUGUACUAAUGCUAACGAAAAAUGGAUAAUAUACCUAUUUAACAUUUCAUUAAUAAAAAUGAUUAGAACUAGUUUAAAACUUGAA
This is a messenger RNA of Sphaeramia orbicularis (orbiculate cardinalfish), 2003 nucleotides long. It is a transcript of the gene tmem120b, whose product is annotated as transmembrane protein 120B. Gene Ontology annotation, cellular component: membrane. The transcript has 12 exons. NCBI's taxonomy places the organism in Eukaryota, Metazoa, Chordata, Actinopteri, Kurtiformes, Apogonidae. The coding region runs from base 88 to 1104 and encodes 338 amino acids. The record is from RefSeq and is a predicted model, not a curated record. Gene Ontology annotation, biological process: fat cell differentiation.